Molecule: messenger RNA, 1014 nt
Organism: Yarrowia lipolytica CLIB122
Lineage: Eukaryota; Fungi; Ascomycota; Dipodascomycetes; Dipodascales
Cellular component (GO): membrane; endoplasmic reticulum; lipid droplet
Molecular function (GO): ditrans,polycis-polyprenyl diphosphate synthase [(2E,6E)-farnesyl diphosphate specific] activity
Source: RefSeq, a predicted model, not a curated record
AUGACAGUAUUGUCACUCCCUUCAUUCCCCCUCAUGCAGUACGCGCGCAACCUGUUCCAGGACCUACUCGUGCGAGUACUCAGAACAGGACCCGUGCCCCGUCACGUUGCCUUCAUCAUGGACGGAAACCGUCGUUUCGCAAAGACCAACAAUCUAGAGCUGCGAGAAGGUCACGUGGCAGGUACAGAGUUGCUGCUCAAGCUACUGGAGGUCUGCUUCCGGAUGGGCAUCAACACCGUUACAAUCUACGCCUUCUCAAUCGAGAACUUCAACCGACCCAAGGUCGAGACCGACGCACUAUUUGACCUCAUCCGAAACAACAUUGUCGUACUCGGUAGCAAGGACGAGAUGGCUGAGCGCUACGGUCUCGCCAUCAAAAUCCUCGGUAACAGAGACCUCAUCCCGGAAGACAUUCUCGAGCUGAUUGUCCGUGUCGAAGAGACCACGAAGGACAACAAGCGUGGAACACUCAACAUUUGUUUCCCUUACACCUCCAGAGACGACAUAGCCCAGGCAAUUCAAAAGGUCGUCACCGACGUGUUUGCAGACACAAAGCAAGCCCCGCCUCCUAAGUCGUUUGGUCCACCCUCCUCUACCUCCCGACCCUCUCCCCUCCACGUAACCGAAAAGAUGCUGGAGAAAGCCAUGUACACUGGUGAGAGUCCUCCACUGGAUAUCAUGAUCCGAACGUCUGGCGUGACCCGUCUCUCCGACUUUAUGUUGUGGCAGAGUCACAAGAACUGCACACUCGAGUUUGUUGACACGCUGUGGCCGGACUUUGGUGUUCGGGAGCUGUAUCGGCUGCUGCUCAAGUGGUCCUACGUCAAGACUCUGGAGUUGCAGCGGGACGACCUCAUCCAGACCACCAAGGUGAACAACAGCACCAAGAACGACUACGUGGGCAAUUACGAUGAAGAGGUGAGCUCCCAUGCCUCUGCUUUGACAAAGAUCUCCUCUGUCGAAAAGGCUGUUGUUCAUGACGAGGGCAUUGUUGAAGGCAUCUGCAUUGACUAA